Zonotrichia albicollis (white-throated sparrow) is the source of this 4049-nucleotide messenger RNA. NCBI's taxonomy places the organism in Eukaryota, Metazoa, Chordata, Aves, Passeriformes, Passerellidae. The record is from RefSeq and is a predicted model, not a curated record.
UGUUAAAUGUUGCUUAUCUGUACUGAUUGCUGAGUUAUGGGCAGUACAAGUCCAGUUUCCAGUGUCAUCUUUGAGUUUGAUCCUAUGCAGGUGUCAGUGGUAAAGGGUAUCCUUUCCUGCCCUGUGUGCAAGCAGACCUGCUUUGCAAGGGAUGUAGUUGAGAAUUUCUUCCUCAAGGACUUUCCAGUUGGUGAUUCAGCUAUGGCAAAGAGCUGCUCCAUGUGCAAAGAGAAGAGACCAGCCCACAGCCUCUGCACCAGAUGCAAUAAGUGGUUGUGCAGCACAUGCACAGAGGAACACAGACAUGGCCAGGACCUUGGAGACCACUUCCUGUCGUUGUCCCUGAAGGGCUGCACAGCAGGUGAAGAUGAAGUGAGGGAGUUUUCCUUGUUCUGCCCAGUGCACCCUCAAGAGGCCCUGAAGGUGUUUUGUGAGACCUGUGACACCCUCACCUGCCGCAGCUGCCUCCUGGCCGAGCACAAGGAGCACAGGUUCAGGCAUCUCGAUGAAGCGCUGCAAAAUCAGAGAAUUAUCCUGGAGAAUGUCAUAACUAAGGUGGAGGAGAAAAAAAAUGGGAUUCAGGUUUCAGCUAAACAGAUUGAAGACAGGUUGCUUGAAGUAAAACAUCUGUACAAAAAGGUGGAAAACCAAAUAAAAAUGGCCAAGAUGGUUCUGAUGAAUGAAAUUGAUAAACGAACAAAUAUCCUCCUUGAACAACUGGAAAAAAUCACCAGUGAGAGGAAGCAGAGACUGGAGCAGCAGCUGCAAAGUGUUGUGGUUUUAGGCAGACAGGUGGAACACGUCCAGAACUUCAUCAGCUGGGCCGUGUGUAGCAAAAAAACCAUCCCGUUUCUCUUCAGCAAGGAACUGAUUGUGUUUCAGAUCCAGCGCUUGCUGGAGACAAACUGCAACAUGGACACGGGCCCUCCUCUGAAAAUCAGGUUUGCUUGGGAUCCCUCCUACUGGACUAAGCAGCUCUCCAAUUUGGGGGGUUUCACAAUGGAAGGUGGACACCUUACUCACCCAGAUGUACUGCUCUGUGGAAAUAUGCAAGGGUUGCAGCCCUCUCUGUACCGUGGGCACCCCUCGCCAGCCCCCCAGCUGGAGAGCAGCCAGCCUCACCAGUUCCCCGCCGCGCUGCCGUGCUCUGCGCCCGUGUGCUGCUCCCACUGCCUCAGCGUUCCUCACCCCAGCAAAGCCCAGCCUUCCUACCAAGACAUGAGCCACCACAAGGGCUUCCACCAGCCUCCUGCCCUUCAUCAGCAGCACUUCCCUCUGCAGUACAGCCUGCAGCCCCAGGACAGGGAGCCACGGGCUGCCCCCCAACCCGUGAAGCUGCCGCCGGCUGGGCUGGAGCAGCAGCCGCGCUCGGAGCCGGAGAGUGCGGUGUCCGGGAGGGUGGCAAAGGCCUUCCCAGCCCAGCAGCUGCACCAGGGCUGUGCUGGGGUGUCCCACGAGGCUCAGCAGGUUCCCUUGAGCCACCCACAGGCUCCUCUGCAGACAUCAGCUCUGGGAGUGCAGCUGGGCCACGUCCAGAAGAUAAAACCCAGCCAUGUGCCACAGCCACCCCCACAGCAGCAGCAGCAGCCCCUGGUGUCCCCCCCGGCAGGGCACGACGAGAGCACCCACAAGCAGGUCAUCCAGCAGAGCCUGGACAUCAUGCACCACCAGCUGGAGCUGGAGGAGAUGAAGAAGGAUCUGGAGCUUCUCCUGCAGGCCCAGGGACAGCCCAGCUUGCAGCUGAACCAAGCCAAGCCGCCGCAGCACGUUCAGCAGACUAUAGUUGGUCAGAUCAACUACAUAGUGAGGCAGCCAGCUCCAGCACAGCAGCAAGUCCAAGAUGAAGCCCAAGUCUGUGAGAGCUCCACAGAAGCUGAUGCCCAGAAGCCUGUCAUUCCUCUUGACAAAAGUGACAGUCCCUCCCUGUCACAACCCUUAGAAGAAGAAGCCAGUGGCAGGAGCCACUCCCCUGAGAGCACACUGCAGCAAUCAACUUUCCAUCCAGUGAGAAAGCGUUCAGCAUCCCUGAGCUUUGUGGGCUUUCCAAGCAGUGCAGAAAUGGAAUUAUCUCCCACGAAGUUACUCAGCUCAGCCGACCCAGAGGCGAAAGGUGCCGCUGCUGUGACACCUGGCCUGUCCCCCAACGCCCUCUGUGAGUGUGACCCUGCAGCAGAGCCCCUGCCCAGCUACAGCCUGGCCCUGGGCAGGGCUCCCAGUGACCCCAGCCCUGGGGCUCCUGCUGUCCCUGCACCCAGUGAUGCACUCCAGGGAGGCACCAAAUGCAAGCUAGAAAAUGACGACUUCAGUGCUGUGGAUUGUCUUCUAGAAAACAGCUUGGCUACUGCUGGGCAAGAGGUAGUUAAUGAAUUAACUCUUUCUAUGCAAAAAGUGAUGGAAGAACCUAUUAAUCUUUCAAUCAAAAAGUCCCAGCAUUGCACUUCUCCUUCUGAACUGCUCAGCAACACUUCUUUCCUGCCCAUGAAUGCCAGAAUGAGACAACCUAGAAGCAAAGAAGAUUCCAAUAACUGUGAAAAGGAACAUUUUGAAAUGGAUAUGAAAAGCAAUCAGAAUGUCAGAGGUGCCCCCAAGGAGCAGAGGAUCCCCUACGUGCGGCUGGAGCGCCUGCAGAUCUCUGCCGCGGAGGUGGGGGAGCUGCCCGUGUUCAAGCUCCAGCCACAGCACAACGGGCAGGAGAGCAGCUUCCUCCUGGUCAUUGAGUGUGGCACACGCUCCUCAAGCAUGUCCAUAAAGAUAAAUAAAGAUAAUCCAGCUGAAGGACAGAAGUCCAAAGAGGAGAACUCAGAGGAUGGGAGAUUUCUCAUCUCCCAGGCAGCAGGACAGACACAAUCCCCAUCUGUUGAUCAGAAGCUCAGCAAUGGCAUCUCCAGCAUGAAAAAAUCCCCAGUUACUCAGGAAGUCAGUCCAAUUGAAAAUGAGGAUUUCUGUGCUGUGUGUCUUAACGGAGGAGAGCUGUUGUGCUGUGAUCACUGCCCCAAGGUCUUCCAUCUCUCCUGCCAUGUUCCAGCCCUGCUCAGCUUUCCAGUGGGGGAAUGGGUGUGCUCGCUUUGCCGUAACCCUGCCAAGCCAGAGGUGGAGUAUGACUGUGAGAACACUCGCUACAGCCACAGCCACAAUGCACAGUAUGGCCUGGCUGACUGUGACCAGAAGAAGUGUGAAAAGCUGGUGCUCUCCCUGUUCUGCAGCAGUAUGAGCCUCCCAUUCCAUGAACCUGUCAGCCCCCUGGCUCGGCAUUAUUAUCAGAUCAUCAAAAGGCCAAUGGAUUUGUCCACCAUACGAAGGAAGCUGCAAAAAAAGGACAAGUCUCACUACUCUGCACCUGAGGAACUUGUGACUGACGUGCGUCUCAUGUUUUGGAACUGUGCAAAGUUCAAUUAUCCGGAUUCCGAGGUUGCUGAGGCUGGACGAUGCCUGGAUGAGUUCUUUGAGGACAAACUAAGAGAGAUCUAUCCAGACAGGCAUUUCCCUUCAAUGCAGCAGGAUGACUCUGAUUCUGAAGACUUGGAGAGCCAGAGCAGCCCCGUGGCAUCCCAGGAUUUCCAGUGGCCGUCGUACGGGCAGGAGUGUGUGCAGCCCAAAAGGAAACGGCGCCACGCUGACAGCGAAAAAACUAAAAGAAUGAUGUUUCAGCCAACUAACAGCCUUCCUCAGAUAUGACCUCCUCAAGAUAUGAGAUUUGAGGAAUCCAGCAGCAUGACUGGCAGAGUUAAGGUGUGUGGGAGGAAAGCAAAGCGCUCGGGCUGUUUAUUGAAACUCUCCUAUUCUGCUGACCAUAUGCCUUAUUUCUAGAUCUUGUAGAUAGACAACAGAUCAAAAUGUUUGUUUAAAUCUGUCAAUAUCCCAUCUGUUAAAUCACAUGUAUGUUUCGCAGUGUUUACAUUGAAGUACUAAUGUCUUGGUCAUAGGUAAUGAUAAACAAUAAUAAAAAUAACAUCCUGAUAAUACCUCAUACUGCAGUACUGUUUCAUAAUCUGUUCAAUGUGGCAUUGCUAUUUUAUAGAGCACAGGUAACCAUGUAAUAAUCUUGCAGC